GGCUGCUGCUACGCCGGGUCCAGGGUGUACAGAGGGACGCAAUGGCUACGUGGGCCAAGCGGCUAGCAGGCGUGCGGGGUGUGCUGCUUGACAUCUCCGGCGUGCUGUAUGACGGCGGCGCAGGCGGCGGAACCGCCAUUGCGGGCUCCGUGGAGGCGGUGGCGAGACUGAAGCGGUCCUCAUUGAAGGUGAGAUUCUGUACCAAUGAAUCCCAGAAGUCCCGGACAGAGCUGGUGGGGUUGCUUCAGCGACUGGGGUUUGACAUCUCAGAAGACGAGGUGACUGCCCCUGCACCAGCCACCUGCCAGAUCCUGAAGGAGCGAGGCCUGCGGCCACACUUGCUCGUCCAUGACGGGGUCCGCUCAGAAUUUGAUGACAUUGACAUGUCCGACCCAAACUGUGUCGUGAUUGCGGAUGCUGGUGAAAACUUUUCCUAUGAGAACGUGAACAGAGCCUUCCAAGUGCUCAUGGAGCUGGAAAACCCUGUAUUCAUAUCUCUGGGAAAGGGACGCUACUACAAGGAGACCUCUGGCCUGAUGCUGGAUGUUGGAGGCUACAUGAAGGCGCUUGAGUAUGCCUGUGGUAUUGAGGCUGAAGUGGUGGGGAAACCUUCCCCUGAGUUCUUCAAGUCUGCACUACAGGCCAUAGGGGUGGAGGCUCACCAGGCCAUCAUGAUCGGCGACGACAUCGUGGGUGACGUUGGCGGUGCCCAGCAGUGUGGAAUAAGAGCACUGCAGGUGCGGACUGGAAAGUUCAGGCCUGGUGAUGAGCAUCAUCCGGAAGUGAAGGCUGAUGGGUACGUGGACAACCUUGCCGAGGCUGUGGACCUGCUGCUGCAGCACCUGGACAAGUGACAGCCCUCCAGAGACAGUGGACAAGUGUACUACCCUGCGCCCAUGCUCCUUUCCACCACAGUGUCCCUCUUCCCAUACUUCCAGGCCCCAGACUACCCAGAUCUCUGCUAGUCCUGCCCUCUGCCCACUGCUGGUAUGGGCAGGUGCAGACAGUUCUGGGAUGCUUGUCCCUGGGCCAGAGCCAGCCACACCCUUCCACAACCUCCCUCAACUAGCUCCCUGUCACAUCCCUCCCUCCUCAGCCUCUGGACAGAGAUUUGUUCCCUACCCACAUGACCUUCUCCCUUUCCUGGUCCAUGCCAUGUUUCCCAUAGUGACAUCCAGGAAGGUAGAAGAGACCUGUCAGACCUCCAUAAAAUGGAACCCUCAGACAUGGGCUGGAAGGUU
Phodopus roborovskii (desert hamster) is the source of this 1241-nucleotide messenger RNA. RefSeq names its product phospholysine phosphohistidine inorganic pyrophosphate phosphatase (gene Lhpp). The record is from RefSeq and is a predicted model, not a curated record. Gene Ontology annotation, molecular function: phosphatase activity; inorganic diphosphate phosphatase activity. The transcript has 7 exons. NCBI's taxonomy places the organism in Eukaryota, Metazoa, Chordata, Mammalia, Rodentia, Cricetidae. Gene Ontology annotation, biological process: dephosphorylation. Gene Ontology annotation, cellular component: cytosol. The coding region runs from base 42 to 854 and encodes 270 amino acids.